AAUAAAGCCUCGUGACACCGCCCCCACGUGGCGGCAGGAGGCGGUUAUCAUCGCCAGCAGAGGGGAGGGGCAGCAAGAGCCCUCUCUGGCUCCUUCCUGACAGCAUGAAGACCUGUGCUGUGGAAUCUGGGACAAGGAAAGCAAACAUCAUGGCCCUCACACUUUAGAAGAAGCAUGUCCUCUUGAUCUUAAAACAUCAGAAGAAAGGACAAGAUAAGGCAGAUAUUUCAACUGUCAAAUCAACAGUAAGUUACCAUUCUAAUCUUCCUGCCAUGGCUUGGUUCCAGGUGACGCUGUUUGUCUUUGCACUGCUGCUACAAUCACCACUCACUGAAGGAAAGGAUCCAGAGUUUACUUCUUUGAUAACCAACCAACUACAAGUUCAAAGAGAGAUUGUAAAUAAACACAAUGAACUGAGGAGAGCAGUUAACCCUACUGGCAGCAACAUACUAAAAAUUGAAUGGAGCAUACAAGCAUCAGCAAAUGCUCAAAAGUGGGCUAAUAAGUGUACUUUAGAACACAGUAGUCAAGAUGACCGGAAAACCAAUUUGAAAUGUGGUGAGAAUCUCUAUAUGUCAAGUGAUCCUACCCUCUGGUCAACUGUAAUUCAAAGCUGGUAUAGUGAAAAUGAAAAUUUUGUUUAUGGUGUAGGAGCUAAACCCAAUGCAGCUGUCGGCCAUUACACUCAGCUUAUUUGGUAUUCAUCAUACAAAGUUGGAUGUGGAGUUGCUUACUGUCCCAAUCAAGAAGACCUGAAAUACUUCUAUGUUUGUCAUUACUGUCCUAUGGGUAACAACGUAAUGAAAAAGACCACCCCGUAUCAACAAGGGGCACCUUGUGCUAGUUGUCCCAAUAAUUGUGAAAAUGGACUGUGCACCAAUAGCUGUGAUUUUGAAGAUUUACUUAGUAACUGUGAAUCCUUGAAGACUACAGCAGGCUGUAAACACGAGCUGCUCAAGGCAAAGUGUGAAGCUACUUGUUUGUGUGAAGACAAAAUUCAUUAACAUGUCCAGUGCGCAGCAUGAUGGAUCACAUGAGAAAAGAGUACAGACUUAGUUGAGACAUGAUGGGGAAAACCUAUAGGAGAUUUAGUGACACGCUGCAUCCCAAUGACAAGGCUUCUUUCCUUCCUGGAUUUAUACAGAAAUCUCUUUCAGACCAGCCAUUAAAAAAGGUAUCAUUUAGGAUGACAACUUUGGGUUUGGACCACCUUUGCUGCUUUACAUGUAGUGAAUUGAAUCAAGUGGAGAAUUCUGAAAGUUGUACCAUUACAAGUAAUUCACUUCUAGAAAUUUGAAAAAAGAAAACUAUUUGUGUCCUAAACCAACCUGCAAAUGGAAGAAUGGGCUGUAGUUACAAACCAUCAACCUACUUUAUAGUGCCUACUAGGAUGAAGCUUGACAUCUAUAUUUGUCUCGUGUCUUCUUACUUAAACACAAAUAAUCAUCUUUUUCAAUAAAGAACUCAAGCAACCACAAA
Mastomys coucha (southern multimammate mouse) is the source of this 1479-nucleotide messenger RNA. It is a transcript of the gene Crisp2, whose product is annotated as cysteine rich secretory protein 2. The coding region runs from base 273 to 1004 and encodes 243 amino acids. The record is from RefSeq and is a predicted model, not a curated record. The transcript has 10 exons. Gene Ontology annotation, cellular component: extracellular region. Lineage: Eukaryota; Metazoa; Chordata; Mammalia; Rodentia; Muridae.